AUGGAAGUGCAAAAGAGUGGUAAUAAUCACAACAUAUAUAGAGGUCUUUAUCCGAUCCGAGAAGUGAAGCAAUACUACAGACGAGAGUUCGUAAGCGGAAAGCCUUUGUAUAUCUGUUUGUGGUCUGACUGUGACUUCAAGACAUGGAAGUACUCGCAACACAUCGCCAGACAUAUCCAUCUGAAACACAUAGGAAUCAAAGAACUGAAAUGCGAUGAAAUGAAUUGCGAGAAGACUUUCAAACGACCAGAAAGUCUGGUUCAGCACCAGAAGAACCAUUUGUGCGGUUUUGGCAUCGAUUCCAACAAAAUGAAAGAUCCAAACAAUGUCUGUGGCGUCAAGAAUAUCAAGAAAUACUAUUUCAGAGAAUUAGAUAACGAUUACUAUGUCUUCGGAUGCAAAUGGAGUGGAUGUGAGUUCGUGACCAACAACUCGGGAAGCAUUCGCAGACAUGUCCACAACCAGCACUUGUGUCCCCACUGUAUGCCCAACAAUGGUAACAGUUCUGAUGAACAGAAGUACAAGAAUAUUGACCCGAAUAACAGUUCCACAAACAGUUACGGAGCGGAACAGCCUUUGGUUGAGAUCAUAGAACUGGAUCCGCAGUCUAUUAUCCCAAAGUUGGAUGAAAGUGAUGGUGGUUUUGAUGGCAGCAAUAGUGAGUCCUCUAAACCCAUGGACUUUGAGGUGGAUAUGGAGGCGAAUUCAAACGGCAAGUCAUCGACCGGUGGUUUAUAUUCACUGAAGAAUUAUUCAGAUCUCUACCGAAAAGUCAAAGUCGAUGGCGAGCUGCUGACAUUGCGUUUCAAACUGUUACUCAAGUCAGAAAUAUUCGUAUUCUUCUUACUGGUGUUGAUUGAUAUCAAUGGUGUCGAUGACGACACAGACACUGCUGUGACUCCAAAGAAUGGACAUUCGGUAGUGAAUGGAAGUUCUUGUGCUAAGAGUACUAAUAAUGAAAAUGCGAGUGAAAUUGGAUUAAAUGAAAGUUGUAUCGAAAAUCUGAGCCAACAUUACAACAAAACUUUAGUCAACAAUGAAGUGGUCUAUGAGUGCAAAUGCGGACAACUGUCCACUAAAUCCAGUGAGACAUUAGGCCGACAUAUACUACAGGCGCACAAAGGCGUACAAGACUUGGGAUGUCAUGAAUGCAGCGCUCAUUUCGAAACAGAGGCCGCGCUCUAUAGACACCGAAAAUUCGAUCACAACUCCAAUGGAAAUAUUUCUCAUGAUUUCGACUUAAAAUAUGCAAAUAAUUCAAAGGAUUGUCUUUCGAAACAAAACACAAAUUCUGACGAAACUAUUAAUGGAUUAAAUUUUACACAAUUUUAUGACUCAAUUACUAUUGAUUCAAACGAAUGGUUUGUUUGCAAAUACAAAGACUGCGAGCAAACGGAAAGAUAUGAGUCGGAAAUCAUUCAACAUUUAAGCCGACAUUUAAUUGAAGAUCAGAUGGAGUGCAUGGCUAAUGAUUUAAAGCCAAACUUCAAUGACAACGAAUCCAUUCCUCCGACAGUCUUCGAGGGAAAAGAGAUUGAAAUGAAAACAUUCAUUAAAACAGAAAUCGAUUCAAAUCAAUCGGAUUGUAUGCUGAGCGAGCAGGGCUAUGACCUGGAUAUGUUUAUUGGCAGACGGGAUAGGAAUGGCAAAGAGCACCUGUACUGCAAAUGGAGUGAAUGUCAGUUUGAAUGCAAUCAAAAGAGUUUAAUUUCACGACAUAUAUAUGACAAGCAUAUGAACCUUAAGAACCCUUUCGAAACUGUGGACACAUUUAAUGAGACCAAGUUUUGGGAGAAGAUAUUGACUUCUAAUAGAAAUUGGUUUCAGGGAUCAAAUCCUAACGAUAAACAGAAUCUUAAUUUACCGCCACUUUUAGAGCCGGCGCUUCCGUUCGGUAUAGAAGCUACACCUCAGCCAUGGAAUCCAGUAUUUGCUAAUAACAGCCAAUGGUUGGAACAAAUAUCCAUGGCUUCAAUUAGUCCUCAAAAAAGUAAAGGUUUAGAUAUUAAUGGAUUGAAUGAGGGCUUCGAUGAGAGAAAGGUUCAAACGAAUCACUUAAAUAUCAGUAAUAAUGAGGAGAAUAUUCUGUUGAGUUGCAAAGGAUUGGCCUCGAUGUCGAAAGUGCGUCAAUACUACGAAAGUCAGGUAAUGAAUGGCGAGAAGUUUUUUCUCUGCAAAUGGAAGAGAUGUGAGUUUAAGACGAAAAAGAGCCAAAAGAUCGCUCAACACAUAAACCUAUCGCACAUUGGGGUUGAAUUCAAGUGCAAUAAACCGAACUGUAAUAAAGUGUUCAAAAACCCGAAUACAUAUCGCGAACACCAGAAGAACCACAUCUGCGGGUUCGGGAUCUUUGGCUACGGAUCUAAAGGCGUGAUUGGCGUCUGUCGUAAUGAGAACCUCAAUAGAUAUCGGGAACGAGUGAUCAUUGACUCGAAGAAGUUUUAUCGCUGCAAAUGGGAGAACUGUAAUGCAAUCACUCGCUAUCAUAUGGCUAUGAAAAGG
Molecule: messenger RNA, 2502 nt
Organism: Oppiella nova
Lineage: Eukaryota; Metazoa; Arthropoda; Arachnida; Sarcoptiformes; Oppiidae
Source: the annotation of a GenBank genome assembly